AUGCCUGCACAUUCCUACAACAGACCCUGGCUUAAUCGAGCUCAGCCACCCGACCUCACGUUUGUCAAUGUCAACAUCGUCGACGUCAAAGCCGGUCGCGUCAUCCCCAACAGCAGCGUUCGGGUCCGCGAUGGGGUUAUCGCGGGGAUCGGACCGGCUGAGCAGACCUCCAGUACUGAUUCCACCAAGGUGGACUUGAACCAUCGAUAUGUGUGUCCUGGACUGAUUGACUGUCAUGUCCACUUAACUGCCACCCCUGGCAGCCCUUUGCUCAAGGACAUCUUUGCUGCCAGUCCGAACGCGAUCGCAUAUCGCACGGCGUAUGUCGCCCGGGAGAUGCUGCUGCGCGGGUUCACGACCGUGCGAGAUACCGGCGGAGCCGAUGCUGCCUUGAGAGAUGCGAUUGCCGAGGGUCUCGUUACCGGUCCGCGGCUCUUUAUUGCUGGCAAAGCUCUCUCGCAGACGGGAGGACACGGCGACUUUCGGGCUCCGUAUCAGGGAGACGAGGCGAAGUGCUGUGGAGGUCACUCGCCGGCACUGGCUAGAGUUUGCGACGGCGUUCCGGCAUGCCUCGCAGCUGUGAGGGACGAGCUGAGGCAGGGAGCUAAUUUCAUUAAGAUUAUGGUUGGCGGCGGAGUGGCGACCCCGACCGAUGCGCUCGACAUGCUGCAGUUCACGGCCGAGGAGAUUCAGGCCAUUACUACCACCGCGGCAUAUUCCAACACCUACGUCACAGCGCAUGCCUAUACCACAAAGGCAAUACGUCAUGCGGUGGACAAUGGAGUCCGCGGUAUCGAGCACGGCAACUUCAUCGACCCAGGGACGGCCAAAUACUGUCAGGAAAAAGGCGUCGUGUUCACACCUACCCUGGUGACGUAUAAGGGAAUGUCUGAACCUCCGUUCGAUAACUUUCUCGAUGAGUUUAGCCAGGCUAAGAACCGGGAGGUACUGGCUAGUGGACUGAAAGCUUUGAAGACUCUUAAUGCCGCGGGUAUAACUAUCUGCUAUGGGUCCGAUCUUCUAGCAGGCAUGCAUCCGCUGCAGAAUCAAGAGUUUAGCAUUAGAUCCGGGGCGUUGAAUGCACUGGAUAUUUUGCGUUCUGCAACCGUUAACGCGGCAAAGUAUAUUGGAAUGGAAGGAAAGUUGGGCGUUAUUGGUGAGGGAGCGAUUGCAGAUUUUCUGGUCUUGGACAACAAUCCGCUUGAUGAUAUCACAGUCUUGGAUAAAGUCGACAGAUCCUUAAAGGCAAUUGUCAAGGACGGACGCAUUGUGACAAGCAAACUGGAUAGCUUGGCUGUUGAUGCUUUGUAUGAUCCCCAUCGUAUCCAGUCUCCGGUGUAG
This is a messenger RNA of Aspergillus affinis, 1341 nucleotides long. RefSeq names its product imidazolonepropionase. The record is from RefSeq and is a predicted model, not a curated record. Gene Ontology annotation, molecular function: hydrolase activity, acting on carbon-nitrogen (but not peptide) bonds. The transcript has a single exon. The coding region runs from base 1 to 1341 and encodes 446 amino acids. Lineage: Eukaryota; Fungi; Ascomycota; Eurotiomycetes; Eurotiales; Aspergillaceae.